This is a messenger RNA of Kalmanozyma brasiliensis GHG001, 1095 nucleotides long. RefSeq lists its product as uncharacterized. The coding region runs from base 1 to 1095 and encodes 364 amino acids. The record is from RefSeq and is a predicted model, not a curated record. The transcript has a single exon. Lineage: Eukaryota; Fungi; Basidiomycota; Ustilaginomycetes; Ustilaginales.
AUGCUUCAGCCAGCAGCCAUCACGACAUUGCUCUCGCAGCUCAUCGAUGAGAACACCGGAGAUACUACGUCAAUACGACCACACACUGCGCUCCUCACCCUCCUCGAAUCGUCCGAACUGUAUGCGGUAGCAACGACGCUGGCGGAGACAACGCCGAGUCGAUCCGCCGUAGCUUCAAUCCUGGCCAGUACAGCAGCAGCGGCGGGCACAGCACCUCCACCACCAUCUUACGCGGGGCAUGGGCGUUCGGCACCGCUGACCCUCGACGAGCGGGCGGCCUGUCUCUCUGCCAUCGCGGUGACGUCUUGGAGGCAAGCGACGGAAGGUGCAAAGCCGGAGACGGAAAGUAAGAGUAAGAAUGUGGUGAUGCCGGGAUCCUCUGUGUCGGUGGCCAAGCACGCAGUGACAGGCAUGACGAGUGCAUCUGGGAAGAAGGCUUCGACCAAAGAAGUGGUGCCUCUGCUGCUAGAAAGCGACCUGGGCAGGAUACUCGUCAUGCCUAUCAUCCCAUCAGCACCAGCAGUCAGCGCUUCCAGAGGCGAGCUCGCAGCGAUGGACGACUCACACGAUGAGUCAACGAGCUUUGCGGACCAUCAGAAGCCGUUCAUGCUCCUCACGCUCAACGCGCCCUCCGACGGACCAUCGAACAAGACGUCCUCGACGCCCAACGCUAGUGCCAACAGCAACACUAUGAGUCCAGCGCUCGCCUCCUCCACCGCCACUCUUUCAGCGAACAAUGCGGGCCGCUCAAGACUCCGUUCGGGAGGCAACACGCCUACUUCCAUUCGCUCAGACACACCCUCCCGCUCGCCCACUUCCGACACCUUUCCAACCUCAGUGACCAUGGGCGGUCCGCAGAGCUCCUCGUUCAGCCCCUCAGGAGCUGAAGCGGAGGUCGCGGCAAGCGCGACCAGCAGCGCCGAAGAGGAUGCCAGGGAGGCAAAAGCCUGGUCGGCAUUGUAUGCGCGAGCCAAGGCGCUUGCCAGAGUGCUGGCUCCAAGUCUGACCAAGUGCGGCGUGGGACAGCAUCACAUUGAUGAGCAUCAUGACGGUCGAGGUAGUGGCAUGGUCAGCGACGACGAUGCCGAGGCUUGA